Oppiella nova is the source of this 474-nucleotide messenger RNA. NCBI's taxonomy places the organism in Eukaryota, Metazoa, Arthropoda, Arachnida, Sarcoptiformes, Oppiidae. The record is from the annotation of a GenBank genome assembly.
GACGCCCUGUUUGACGAGUUGACGGCCAGAGAGCACCUGAAGUUUUACGCCCGACUCAGGGGUGUUAAGGACGAGGAACUGGCUAUUGAGACGGUGCUCAGGCGAGUGGAGUUGACGGCGUUUGCUGACAAACUGACCCGCGAUUACAGCGGCGGUACGAAACGCAAACUCUCGGCCGCCAUCGCACUCAUAUCGGCCCCUCCUAUCGUAUUCAUGGACGAGCCCACGACGGGUAUGGAUCCAUACACCCGACGCUUUCUAUGGGACCUAAUCCUGGAACUCGUCCACAACGACAAGAUCUCAGUCAUAUUGACUUCGCACAGGUAUUACCCGAUUAGGACUUCCCAUAAGAACCUGUAUUACAAAGUGUUCCCCCCGUAUAGUAUGGAAGAGUGCGAAGCCCUGUGCAGUCGAGUGGCCAUUAUGGUGAACGGCCGGUUCACAUGUCUCGGCUCAAUACAGCACCUCAAGAAC